AUGGGGUUGACGAUUACGUACCCAAUACAGAUUAUUGACCUAAUAAUGAAUAACGGACGAGCUCGAGUGCCGAAGUGUGCUCGUUGUCGAAAUCAUGGUCUUAUUUCAAGUCUUCGAGGUCACAAAAAAGCUUGUGCCUACCGAGAUUGUCAAUGUCCCAAGUGCGGAUUGAUAAAAGAGAGGCAAAGAAUCAUGGCUGCGCAGGUCGCUUUAAAAAGACAACAAGCCGCGGAAGACAAGAUAGCGUUACAUUUAGCGUCUGUCGAGAGUGGUACAGCAUUGGAGGCUUUACCCCCUGGUCGUAUAUACGGCAUGCGAGUCACCGGACCUUGUCCUAGCCCUGGUCCCGAACCAGAUUCAGCUGUCGAUGAUCAAACUCCAAUACACAUCGAUAGCGAGACGAGUGAUUCUCUACCAGACUGUUGCAGCGUGACGCCUGAUUCCGUCGGUAGUUCGAAUUUAGCGACGCGAUCCAUAGAUUCAAAUGACGAAAGUUCAGGCAAUGUAAGUUCCGCGGGCUUGGAGAUGCUUCGCAAACUGUUUCCCGGUAAGAAGCGAUCUGUGUUGGAGCUGGUACUGCGACGUUGUAAUCACGAUUUGCUUCGUGCUGUUGAACAUUGCAACGCCAUUCAUGCUCCACGUGCCAAAUCAUCUCCAGGCGUUAGCUCUAUUUCGAAUCCUAGAUUUGAGUCGAUGUCUAUUUCCGAAGAAGUGGAAUCUAGAUGGUCUGCUUUUCGUCCAGUCGGGCCUCGGGCGCCACUGCUGCCGACGCUAGUGAUGGGUCGAGUGUGCGGGUCAGAAUGGUUGGUCCCGUUGCCGGCGCUACCCACACUCUCUGCUCCGCUGUUGUUACCACUCCAACACCAGCAUGCACCACCUACAUCAUGUACUCCUGAUUGUAGACAGUGCAACAGCCACAAUUGA
Molecule: messenger RNA, 924 nt
Organism: Melitaea cinxia (Glanville fritillary)
Lineage: Eukaryota; Metazoa; Arthropoda; Insecta; Lepidoptera; Nymphalidae
Gene: dmrt93B
Product: doublesex- and mab-3-related transcription factor A2-like
Exons: 6
Coding region: 1-924 (307 amino acids)
Biological process (GO): sex differentiation; regulation of transcription by RNA polymerase II
Cellular component (GO): nucleus
Molecular function (GO): protein binding; DNA-binding transcription factor activity, RNA polymerase II-specific; RNA polymerase II cis-regulatory region sequence-specific DNA binding
Source: RefSeq, a predicted model, not a curated record